Messenger RNA from Balaenoptera ricei (Rice's whale), 3114 nucleotides. RefSeq lists its product as uncharacterized. The transcript has 5 exons. Gene Ontology annotation, biological process: cell-cell adhesion; cell migration. Lineage: Eukaryota; Metazoa; Chordata; Mammalia; Artiodactyla; Balaenopteridae. Gene Ontology annotation, cellular component: catenin complex; adherens junction. Bases 8 to 2773 code for a protein of 921 amino acids. The record is from RefSeq and is a predicted model, not a curated record. Gene Ontology annotation, molecular function: beta-catenin binding; actin filament binding.
UCAGGAAAUGACCAAGCACCUGGACUUUUUUACAUGGGCUUUGAGGAGUGGAGAUUCCAGAGAGUUCUCUCCACUUGUGGCAUAUUUACAGGGUCGAGGGACACACAUCGUGCAGGUGAUGGGCAGGUAUGUGGACCAAGAUCGAGAUCCUAUUUUCCGGAAUGGCCUGAGAGUCUUGAUCCAGCAGCUGGAGCAAUCCUCCCGGGUCCUGGGUGCAGCUGGGGAGCACUGUUCAGGUGGGCACGGCUCUCAGGACACAGAUGCACUAUUAACCUUGGCGAAACAUGUGAUCUCUUCAGCUCAGAGCAUCCGAGAGGGGCUGGAUGGAACUAACCACCCAGAUAUCCUCAGUCCCCUUCGGGACCAAGUCCAGAGGUUUGACAUGGCUGAGAGACGGCCUUAUUUCAUUCUCUCCAGCCUCCAGGAUUGCACAGCUCCUGCACUGAAACACCAAAGGGAGCCUGGGCUGGGGAAAAGCGACCGAGGCACCUCCUAUCCACCUAGGGAUCAUCUUUUUUGCCCCUUGAUUCUUGACACCGGUCUACAGAAGGUGGGCUCUCCACUCCCUGCCAUCAGCAAACCCAUGCUUACUGUAGACAGCCUGAGCCACCAGGGAGUGACCUCAGCUCACACCAUCCUGCAGGACCAGGAUGCAGCUGUGGAGGCAGCUCAGGAGGCCCUGGCUGGAGAGGGACCACUGGCGUCAGAGAGGAUGACUGGACUGCAAGAAAUCCCAUCACUGGCACCUUCUAUUAUUGACCUAGCAAGGGAGAUAGAACAUUGCACAACUGCUAGAACUGAUGGGCUUCUGGAAGUGGCUCUCCAACUGUCUGGGAAGACCAGGGAAACCAGGCAAAGUUUGGUAGCCAGAGCUGGUGACUGGUAUUCUCUGUGUCAACAGCUGUUUUGCAACAAGCCAGCAGCUGAUCUUCAAGAGAACAUGACAGUGUUCAUGGAGCUUCAGCAGAACUUAGCCUCAGUGGUUCAACUAGCAGUCAAAAGUGGACCCAUGGAUUCGGGUAAGAAGGAUUCUGACUCAACUGGGCAUCCAGAAGCACAUUUACAAGUGCAAGGCAGAUUGGAGGAGGCGGAGACCCACGCCAAACAGCUUUUGGACAAAGUUCUGGCCUCUGAUGGUUUCCAAGCCCCCGGGUCGUGGGAGGAGAGCAUUGAGGAUGGGUGCCUUCUGUGGUCAGUGGCUGUCCAAGACCUGCUCCAGUGCCUGGAGAGGCUCAGCGGGAGACAAGGCCUGUUCCUACUGCCCCUGCGACAGGCUGUGAAGGACCAGCAGGGACUGCAGGAAGGGUUGGCUCAGGCAGCAGAUGUUUCUCAAAGGCUACAAGAGGCUGCUAGGCUGUCUUGUCUUCUGUGUGGGGAUGAGCAGCUGAAGGGUGAGAUCUCCUUUCUGUGCAGGGAGGUUCAUGUGCUCACGGAUGCUCUGCUGGAUGUGGCACAGAUCCUGGCCUCCUUCCCCAAAGCAUCUCCCAGCCUGUCCACCCGCUUUGAACUUCUCUGCUUGGAGCUCACCCUUCAAGCCAAGGCCCUGACUGGCCACCUCAGCAGCAUCAAUGCAGACUAUGAACGUGUCCUCCAAGGUGCCUUCUGCCCAAGGCUCUCUGUCUGCAAAGACCCCCAGACCCGGCCAGAAGGCUCUCUGCAAAGAAUGGUGUCUGGUAUCCAAGCUGUGCAGGGAAUUGUGGCUGGAGGUCAGGAGACUGGGCCCUGCCAGGAAGACCUUCUCAUGGCUCUGGAGAGCAUUCUCGUCCUCACCAAGGAGGUGGCCCAGCGGGUCCCUGUGCUCCGAGAGUGCCCAGAGGGCUGGCUUCAGCAGGAGUGGGCAGCCAAGGCCCACCAUGCUGUGGCCCAGCUCCAGGCCUGGAAAGGUGGUCACACCAAGGCUUGGAGACUCCUGGCCCAGUGCUUGAAGCCCAGUGAUGAAGAGGACCCCACCCAGCCCCAGCUCCACCGUGGGGAGGGUGCAUCAGGAGCCGCUGAAGCCAGCCAUGUAGAUUCUCAGGGUGCUGCUCCAAGAGACACCGCAGGGAGCUCAGUGGGGACCUGCACUGCUGACCCAGGCAUCACCGGGACAGUCGCGGACCUGGGCAUGCACCAGCAUAGCGGCACCCCUGGCGGCUCCCCCGGCUGUCCAGCCUGGCCACACACUGAGGUGGACCUGCCUCUCCCAGAGGAUGGCAGCGUGAACAGUGGGAACAGAAUCACCCAGGUUACCCAGGAGAUGGCCAAGGAGGUGUUCCUGAUGGCUCAGAGUCUGAGGAGGAGAGGAUGCAUCUUGACCAAAGAACAGCUCAUUACCUCUGCCAGGAAAAUUGCGACUUCCGGACAAAACUUCGCCAGACUUAUCCGCAUCAUGGCUAAGAACUGUGUAGACCAAAGAUGUUCCCAGGAGCUUCUGUAUAUGGUAGAGCAGAUUCAGACAAUGAGCAGCCAGCUCCGCGUCAUCUCCAGUGUAAAGGCCUCCUUGGCAAGAAGCAAGUCCUCUGAAGAGCUCCUGGUGGAAAAUGCACAGCGGCUCCUCCAUGCUGUCUCUAAGACUGUGAGGGCUGCAGAAGCCGCCAGUCUCCGGGGUUUGAGACAGCCUUCCCCAGAUCCGGAGGAACUGGAAGUUGCUGCCUUCUGCAUGCAGUGGAGAAGAAAAUUGCGAAGGCACAGACUUCAAGAAACCUCAGACCCGGACCGUGAUGAGCUGGGCCUCCGAAAAACAAGCACUAAAGGGCCCCCGACACUCGUGGCCCUGGUUCAAGAAGCGUUAUAAAAGCUGAGCAAUAUUCUCCAAGUCAGACUCUCUGUUGAUGUGUGCACUGGCCCUGAGACUCUGGCAGCCCCUGGAAAGUGCCUUUUAGGCCGAAUCAGCCUGUGGGGACACAGGGGGACAUGGUGGGUUGGGUGGGUGCAGGGUAGCCAGGGCUGGGCGUUGAGCAGAGCUAUCCUGACAGCAUUCCCAGUCAAGGGGACAGCUCUGGGCCCCUGGUGAGACUGCUAUCUUCCUGGGAAGGAUACUUAGCUUUCUGGGUUUAGAAGGAACAUCACACAUAGACCGGGAAAGGAUGGGGAAAAAAACACCCAAGUCCUAUUAGCUUAAGCCUUUUUUAAGAU